This is a messenger RNA of Striga hermonthica, 1581 nucleotides long. The record is from the annotation of a GenBank genome assembly. NCBI's taxonomy places the organism in Eukaryota, Viridiplantae, Streptophyta, Magnoliopsida, Lamiales, Orobanchaceae.
AUGGCUUCGCCGGCGAAGAUAACGGGAGACCCUCCGGCGCCGCCCGCCGCCUGCGCCGCAACGGUGGCAGAAAUCACGAGAAUCUACAAAUCGCUGCCGCCGAUCAGGCCUUCUAUCGAGGAGGUCGAGGCUGCCAACUCCGUGCUCCGCACCGUCGAGACCGAGCAGAGCCUCGAGCUCGAUGAGAUAUCCGGGCUGCAGCCGCCGCCGGACGUGCCGCCGGAGCUGUUCUCCGUGCUCCAGGAGGUCAGGGGGGCCGCGGUCGCCUUGAAGGGCCACGAGCAGCGGAAGGAGGCGGCCCAGGUGGUGGAGCUCGACAGGAUUUUUCAGGUGUUUGACCGGCUGAUUCAGAGGGCUUCGUCGCUGGUCUCCGGUGAGAAAGUGGUGGAUUCCGGUGGGGUUGAUGGGGACGGUGGAGAAGAGGCUGCGGCCGGUGAGGAUGAUAGGAUUGUGGAAUCUGCUAAACAGGAGGACAUCAAGAGUGUUGUUGAUGGUGUGAAGGGUUUUGCUCCUUCUAAAUUUAUUGCUUCGUCUUCAGGAGAAAUAGAAUCAGAAAAAUUUGAUCUGUUACAAGUGGCUGCAGUAAUCGAAAGCUGUUUCAAAACAAAGGCAAGAAUCUUAGAUCUUCAAGGGAAACUGCUCGACAAGGUUGAAUGGCUUCCUUUAUCCUUAGGAAAGCUAUCGACUUUAACCGAAUUAAAUCUAGCUCAAAACAGGAUCAUGGCCCUUCCAAAUUCCAUAGCCAGCCUCGAGACCUUAACGAAGCUUGAUGUCCGUGGGAACCAGCUCAUAAACCUUCCAAGUUCAUUUGGCGAGCUGGAAAAUUUAACCGACCUGGAUCUUUCAGCUAAUCUACUAAAAUCACUGCCCGAGUCUUUUGAAAAUUUAGCGAAAGUGAUUAAUCUCGAUUUAAGUUCAAACCGAUUCUCGAGCCUGCCCAGUACAGUUGGGAGUUUAAUUUCGUUACAGAGGCUGAAUGUGGACACGAAUGAUCUCGAAGAACUUCCCCACGCUAUUGGAUCGUGCUUAUCGCUUGUGGAGUUGAGAUUAGAUUUCAAUCGACUCAAAGCUCUUCCAGAAUCAAUAGGAAAUCUCGAACGACUCGAGAUUCUGUCUUUGCACUAUAACCGGGUAAAAAGGCUUCCAUUGACAAUGGGGAAUCUUUCUAAUUUGAGAGAGCUUGAUGUUAGCUUCAAUGAACUAGAGAGUGUGCCCGAAACCCUUUGCCUUGAUGUGAGCCUGAAGAAACUUAACUUAGGGAAAAAUUUUGCCGACCUGAGGAUGCUUCCGGAAUCCCUUGGGAAUCUUGAGAUGCUCGAGGACCUCGACAUCAGUGACAACCAAAUAAAGAUUUUGCCCGAUUCCUUCAGAUUCUUGUCGAAUUUGAAAAACUUCCGUGCUGACCGGGCUCCUCUGGAAGUGCCACCUAGGCACAUUACAAAAUUGGGUGCACAGGCUGUUGUACAGUACAUGGCUGAUUUUGUUUCUGGGAGGGAUUUAGAGAAGCAGACGAUAAAGAAGAAGAGAGGGCUGUGUUCUUAUAUAUGUCCACUGCUUUGUUUCGGUAUUGGGAAUGAAUAA